Messenger RNA from Sorghum bicolor (sorghum), 715 nucleotides. RefSeq lists its product as uncharacterized. The record is from RefSeq and is a predicted model, not a curated record. Lineage: Eukaryota; Viridiplantae; Streptophyta; Magnoliopsida; Poales; Poaceae. The transcript has a single exon. The coding region runs from base 133 to 420 and encodes 95 amino acids.
AGCUCACCUUUGCCUCCACUGCCACCUCAAGAGACAAACCCCCCUAAAGCAAGUGUCGUAACUACUCCUUCCUUCAUCCUCUUCCCGUCUCCCAGUCCCAGCUCUCCCGUGAGCUUCUGCAGAUUUGUGGCCAUGGAAGGCCUCAUCCCGUUCAUCUACAGGGCCAUCGUGCAGUACAGGAAGGAAGGGCAGGUCUCCGUGGGCGACCUCUUCUUCGACGAGCCCUCGCCGACGUCCUACUUCCAUCUCCCGGGCGACUCCGGCCGGUACCAACAGGUGACGGCGACUAGCGGCGAUCUGUUCUCCCAGACUACUACAGCCAGCUCCAGUGCGGUCGGCGUGGCACGACGCUCUCCGGUGAGGUGCCCGUCGCACCGCCGGCCGGCGUCCGGCGUCCCCAGAACCGUGAGUCGAUCGUGAAGCCGUGAGGCAAGAAAGAAAAGCAAGCGAAGGCCUUGCUCACACUGAACCUGUUGAGGAUGAUGCUGAGUAACUGUGAAUAUUAGCCUAAGGUGCGUGUAAGUGUAGGUUAUUACUGUGUGUGCAUGGGUGCAGGUCCUCCUAAGGAGAGGCUUUGCACCUUGGAGUGAGAAUUGUGUGUCGUUCGUCGUUGGAAUAAUACGUCAAGCAAAAGCAAAUGACGGAACACAUGAAUUUCUAGUUCAGAAAUCCAUGCUUUUCAAAAUGGUGGUAUAUAUGUGCAUUUACAUGUCCC